This is a messenger RNA of Saitoella complicata NRRL Y-17804, 2803 nucleotides long. RefSeq lists its product as uncharacterized. Gene Ontology annotation, molecular function: protein binding. Bases 1 to 2751 code for a protein of 916 amino acids. Gene Ontology annotation, cellular component: U4/U6 x U5 tri-snRNP complex; catalytic step 2 spliceosome. The record is from RefSeq and is a predicted model, not a curated record. The transcript has a single exon. Gene Ontology annotation, biological process: mRNA splicing, via spliceosome; spliceosomal tri-snRNP complex assembly. Lineage: Eukaryota; Fungi; Ascomycota; Saitoellomycetes; Saitoellales; Saitoellaceae.
AUGGCUACGGGGCGCCGAGACUUCUUGAGCAUGGAGGCUCCGGCCAACUACGUCGCCGGUCUUGGUCGUGGUGCCACUGGAUUUACGACGCGAUCUGAUAUUGGUCCUGCGAAGGAAGGUCCGUCAGAGGAGGCUAUCAAGGCGGCUCUUGCGCGGCGCGAAGCUGCUAUCGCUGCGGGUGAAGUGGACGAUGACGACGAGGAUCGCUUCAAGGACCCCGAGAGCGCAGACAUUGGAUUGUUCUCGAGUGCGCCAUACGAUGCAGACGAUCAGGAAGCGGACAACAUCUACGCAGCUGUGGAUGAAAAGCUAGCACGGCGGACGCAGAAACAGCGAGAAGCAAGGGAGGCCGAGGAGCGGGAGCAGGAACGCAAAGAAGGCUUGGGUGGGAUUCAGAACCAAUUCGCAGAUUUGAAACGUGGUCUUGCGAUGGUUACAGAUGAGGAAUGGGCAGCUCUUCCAGAUGCGACAGACGCUACCGGCAAGAACCGUAAAGCGAGGCAGAAGCUUCGGGAACGCUUCUACGCCGUGUCCGACUCGGUCAUCGCAUCAGCACGCGACUCCACUGGUCUCGACACGUCUGUUUCAGCAGAGGCACCGGCACCGGCGGAUAGCGCUGAUGGAGCGAUGACAAACUUCGUCGAGAUUGGUGCCGCGCGUGAUAAGGUGUUGUCUUUGAAGUUGGAUCAAGCAGGUGCGGAGUCGGUGGCAUCCGGUCUAAGCAGUACGAUUGACCCCAAGGGAUAUCUCACUGGUUUGGGCAACUUGCAACUCAAGAGUGACGCGGAAAUUGGUGACAUCAAGAAGGCACGGCUACUAUUGAAGUCGGUUAUCUCCACCAACCCCAAGCACGCACCCGGAUGGAUCGCUGCAGCACGUCUCGAAGAGCUCGCUGGAAAGCAGGUACAGGCAAGGAAUCUCAUCGCCCAAGGUUGCGAGCUGUGUCCGACAAACGAAGAUAUCUGGCUUGAAGCUGUUCGACUGAAUACAGAAGAGAAUGCGAAGGUGAUCUUGGCUGAAGCGGUUAGUCAUAUUCCACGGAGUGUGAAGCUAUGGAUGAAGGCGAUGCAGUUGGAGAAGGAGGUACUUCCUAAGAAGCGUGUGCUGCGGAAGGCUUUGGAGUUGAUCCCGCAGAGUGUCAAGCUGUGGAAGGAAGCAGUCAACUUGGAAGAGAACCCCGCCGAUGCGCGUAUCCUCUUAGCUCGUGCGACUGAGCUGAUUCCUCUCUCAGUCGAGCUUUGGCUGGCACUUGCACGACUGGAAACGUACGAGAAUGCAAGGAAGGUGCUGAAUAAGGCCCGUUUGGCGGUCAAGACUAGCCAUGAAAUCUGGCUGGCAGCAGCUCGGUUGGAAGAGCAGAAUAAUAACCAUGAGCGCGUGGAGAUGAUCAUCAAGCGUGCCAUCAUGGAGCUGCAAAAGGAAGGUGCUGCGCUAGAACGUGAGCAGUGGUUGGCUGAGGCGGAGAAGUGUGAUAGCGAGGGUGAUGUCGUGACUGCACAGGCCAUUGUCAACCAAACCCUGGGUCAAGGCCUCGAGGACGAAGACAGAGAGGCUCAAUGGAUGGAUGAUGCUACUGCGCUGGUUAGUAGAGGACGGUUCGCGACUGCGAGGGCGGUGUAUGCUUAUGCUCUGCGAGUGUACCCUGAAGAAGAUUCAUUGUGGCGUAAGGCUGCUGAGUUGGAAAAGAACCACGGUACACGUGAGGCUAUGGAGGCUAUUCUGGAGAAGGGUGUAGAAGCGUGUCCUCAAGCCGAGGUGUUGUGGUUGAUGUACGCUAAAGAACGAUGGCUUGCUGGCGAUGUCGAUAGUGCACGAAACAUCUUGGUUAGGGCUUUCGAGCAGAAUCCUAAUGAUGAAGAUAUCUGGCUUGCGGCUGUCAAGCUUGAGGCUGAGAAUAUGGAAGUCGAACGAGCAAGGAUCUUGCUGGAACGUGCUCGACGCGAGGCUGGAACGGAACGAGUAUGGAAAAAGAGCGUGGUGUUUGAGCGGCAGGUGGGCAAUGCGGAAGCAGCACUCGAUCUCGUCACUCAAGCGCUGUCCGAGUUUCCCACGUUUGACAAGCUAUGGAUGAUGAAGGGUCAAAUAUACGAGGAUGAAGGCAAAAUACCGCAGGCACGAGAGGCAUACUCUGCUGGGUGUAGGGUUGUACCGAAGAGUGUGCCAUUGUGGAUCCUGCAUGCACGGUUGGAGGAGAAUGCGGGUAUGGUUAUCAAGGCUCGUGCUAUCCUUGACAGAGCGCGGUUGGCUGUGCCCAAAGAUGACAAGUUAUGGUGUGAAAGUGUACGGAUUGAGCUGCGUGCGAACAACGCGCAUCAAGCAAAAGCUCUGAUGGCGAAAGCGUUGCAGGAGUGCCCUGCAUCUGGUUUGCUGUGGACGGAAGCAAUCUCCUUGGAGCCACGGUCUCAGCGGAAGACUCGUUCUGUCGAUGCUUUGCGUAAAUGUGAGGGUGAUCCCGUUCUAAUUACCACCGUGGCUCGUUUGUUCUGGAUGGAGCGGAAGCUCGACAAAGCCCGAACGUGGUUUGAUCGUGCACUCAAAGCUGCAGAAUCUGAUUAUGGAGAUGGGUUCGCGUGGUGGUAUAAGUUCGAAUUGCAGCAUGGCACGGAGGAGCAGCGGCAAGCUGUGAUUACACGGUGUGUCGCUGUUGAGCCUCAUCAUGGCGAGGUUUGGCAGAUGGUUGCCAAGCAACCGAAAAACGCUGGCAAGUCCGUCGAAGAGAUCUUGAAGUUAGUUGCGGAGACAUUAGAAUAGAUCACACUUAGGCAAGGGUUGCGUAGGUCGCAGGAAAUGCUUUCAUUGCCGU